AUGGCUUACAAAGUGGACGUAGAUGAGGCCGAUGUUGCCGUUCUCAAUCAAAAUUUGAUUAAAUCAAAAGCUCUCUUUGAGAGCAUUAACCAGUCACUCACAAAAAUCUCCAAAAAAUCACAAGCUGCUCACACCACAAUCAAACCGGUCCUUGGACAAGUCAAUAAAUUGACUGCGGCCAAAAAGGAAGUUGAAGGGGGCUUGGACCUACUAUCUGAAGUGAGUCAAAGUGCUUCUCAGAUCAACAAUUUCGAAAAUGCAUUGAACAACAAUAUUGAAGUUGUGGGCUUAAUGAAGUACGUAAACACAUUGAAUCAAUCGCAGGAGUUAUACAAUCGUAUCAAACCAAAGUUCAAGCAGUUUAAAGGGAUUCUAUACAACUUUCAAAGUGUAAUUGAGAGAAGCGAGUUAAAAGUGCAAAACUACAUUGACACGGUACUCAACUUGGAGACCAAUAAAAUGAUGGAUAAGAAACAUGAGGUGAAAGUGAUUUUUGAGUAUUUCAACCAACAAGGUAAGGAUCAACACAUUGUCAAUAAGUAUGUCGAAAAGCGAGGUAAUAAAGCCAUUCAAAGUAUGAAGCUCGCUGAGCAUAAAUUACAACCUACAAAUAUCGAAGGGCCAUACGAAAAGGGUACAAAGGGAUAUAAUCAAUUCACUGAUGCUACGGAUAAUGUAUUAAAAGAGGAGGUGCUAGUAUUAAAACAAUGUUCUUUACCGCCAGAGUUGAUUGCCCAAAUCCUGGAGUACGCUAUACGUGAAUAUAAUCAAGUGAUGCAAUCUUUGGCGACGCGAUUGAGCACAUCCUUGGGUGCCAGCAACGACAACUAUUUAAUUCUUUUGGAAAUUAUUGACAACUUGCUCCGCGUAGAUUAUCAGUUGAAACAUCGUUAUGUGGUUAAAAGCACUUCAUUUAGCAAAAUCUUUGAUCAAUUUAUAGCUAUUGGGUCCUCAAUUUUCCCCAAUUGUAUUCGCUCAAUUGAGUCACAAUUUCAACACAUUAUCCAAUUCAACGACUCCACAACAUUUGGCGCCACUAGUAACUCAAUGAUUCAAGCUAAGAAAAUGGCUGAGUUCAAACAACCACUUUUACAAUUGAUUCAAACGAGAAAACCAGGGGAUUGGAUUCUGGAGUCUCCACCAUUACAAUACAUUGCUGUAUUUAACUCGAUUAUCAUAAAUACUACAUUUGAUGACAAAUCUCCUGAGUUUCUUUUGUCUUCUUACUUUGCUGAUAUUAUUGAUUGUGUCAUGAUUAAUAUUGAAAUUGGACUAAAGAAACCACAUGGAGAGCACGCCAUGAAGAAGUCCACCCAGGGGUUUAUUCUUCUACGAAACUUGUUUAUUGCUGAACAGAUCAUUAAUCGCUCUCAAGACUUGUUUCACAUGCUAGGUUCUAAUGGACAAGAGCGAAUCAAUAAGUUGAAAAACCGAUUCCUCAAAUUAUUCCUUGAAGAUUGGAGCUAUGCUUCGUACAUUAUCAUUGAACGAAUGACUCUUAUUGCUACACAAGCAGGCAGUGGCAGUGUUAAUCCUAAUACGUCCAUUGGUACUGGGGGCGGUCAAGCAACCAACUUGUCUAAUAAGGAACGAGAACAAGUGAAGGAAUUGUUUAAAAAAUUCAACGACUCGUUUGAAGAGGCUUUGACCAACUAUCGUGCUCUUGACUUUGGCGAUUCCAAUCUCAAGAGCUUUCUUGGUAAUGAAGUGAAAAAGAUGAUUUUGAAUGCGUAUUUCAAAUUGUAUGAUAAAUACGGUAAUUCCGAUUUCACCAAGAAUCGACUGAAGUAUGUCAGGUGGGACAAAUUGCAAUUCGAAAGAUUACUCAAUGAGAAGUUGUGA
Molecule: messenger RNA, 1842 nt
Organism: Lodderomyces parapsilosis
Lineage: Eukaryota; Fungi; Ascomycota; Pichiomycetes; Serinales; Debaryomycetaceae
Gene: EXO70
Product: GTP-Rho binding exocyst subunit
Exons: 1
Coding region: 1-1842 (613 amino acids)
Biological process (GO): exocytosis
Cellular component (GO): exocyst
Molecular function (GO): phosphatidylinositol-4,5-bisphosphate binding
Source: RefSeq, a predicted model, not a curated record